AUGGCAACCGUGAACAAAGCGACGGAACACACUGUUGGGCUGACUACUGUAACUCCGAUUCCACCACCAGAGACGGAAGAGACAGACUUCGCACCGCAGGACAAGAUUCCAGCAUGGAGAAAGUUCCUGGGACUCUUCUGGGACUCCUUCUCAGGACCACCACGGGAGAGACGAUAUAUUCGGACACUCGACACUUAUAUGUUCUCCUACAUGUGUCUGGCCUACUUCAUCAAGCAGCUGGAUCAGACCAACAUCAGCAAUGCCUUCGUUAGCGGCAUGCUGGAACAUCUAUCUCUCCAUGGGAAUGAACGCAAUUGGCUGAAUACAUACUUCAACAUUGGCAUCAUGCUGGGGACCUUGCCUGCUCAGAUGAUCCAGAUCCAACUUAUCCGUCCGAGCCUCUGGAUUCCUUGCUGCGAGAUUGUCUGGAGCGUUUUGGUGAUCGGAAUGGCUUUCGCACAGGAUGUAACGACAUUAUACACGCUGCGCUUCCUGGUUGGUUUCGCUGAAGCGUGUGUGUUUCCGAGCUUCUCCGCUCUGCUUGGGGGUUGGUAUGGCGCCAUGCAACUGAACAAGCGUAUGGCGUUGUUCGAGCAGACCAGCGCUAUUGGAGACAUGUUCAGCGGAUACCUUCAAGCUGCGCUGUAUACUGGUCUCGACGGACAUUCCGGAUUGCAAGGCUGGCAGUGGAUGUUCAUUGUAGAUGGUCUCAUUGGCAUUCCGAUUGCUCUCUGGGGCUUCUUUGCGAUCCCGGAUUUGCCGCACACUACCCGGGCUUUCUACUUGUCCCAAGAGGUCAGGAGCGAAUGUGUCAGCCGUGGAGCCUCGCUAAAGACCGGCAGGACAAACGAUAUGGCGUCGACCGAGCUGAAAGGCACGGCCAUUAUGAAUCGGAGAAGUUGUCGUUGAAGGGCGUCGUCCGAGUGUUCCUCAACUGGAGACUGUGGCUUUGGCUGCUGCCUUAUGUGUAAGACCACGGCGAUUGCAGUAAUUCCAAUCCAUGAUUCUGACUAUACUGUUAUUCGUAGCAUGGUCGGCCAAGCAAGUUCCGGACUGAAAUACUUCAACCUAUGGCUCAAAUCCGAAGGCUACAGCGUAGUAGAAAUCAACAUCAUCCCGACAGCUGGAAGUGCUUUGAGCAUUGUCUCAUCCCUUGCAGUGGGCAUCCUGGUGGACAACCUAGGCUGUCCCGCCACGACUAUCGUUGCGAUCCAAAUCCUAGUCAUGGCUGCCAAUAUGACCCUUUCCAUAUGGUAUGUGCCCAAAGCAGCGAUCAUGUCGGCGAACUACUUGCUGUAUGUCGGAUACGCCGCGCAGCCGAUCAACAUCGUAAGUCCACUCCUACGCCUUCCCGUCCGGAUUUCCUGCUGACUGCUUGCUGCUCAGGCUUGGGGCCAUCGUCUGACUGCUAGCGAUCCUCACCUCCGACAACUCCUUGUUGCUAGUGGGAAUGUGAUCUCAUACAGCUUCAACGCCUUCAUUCCCUGUGCGUGUAUAGCUCCUGACCCCUUCUUGCUAAUAAGCGAUAAACUCUCCUAACUCCGAGAUCCGCAGUGAGCCUCUUCCCGACCUACGACGCUCCGCACUACGAUUACGGAUAUCAGGUCAUGACCCUGUUCUCCGGCCUCGCGAUCCUCGGUACGAUCCUGAUGUACAGACUACAAGAUAGAUUCCCUCGAGGUUAG
Lecanosticta acicola is the source of this 1685-nucleotide messenger RNA. Lineage: Eukaryota; Fungi; Ascomycota; Dothideomycetes; Mycosphaerellales; Mycosphaerellaceae. The record is from the annotation of a GenBank genome assembly.